Messenger RNA from Trametes versicolor FP-101664 SS1, 537 nucleotides. RefSeq lists its product as uncharacterized. The coding region runs from base 1 to 537 and encodes 178 amino acids. The transcript is spliced from 3 exons. NCBI's taxonomy places the organism in Eukaryota, Fungi, Basidiomycota, Agaricomycetes, Polyporales, Polyporaceae. The record is from RefSeq and is a predicted model, not a curated record.
AUGACAAGCAUCGGAAACAACGCGAACAACGCCGGCGACCCUAGCACAAACAACUCUAGUAGUGGUAACAGCCAUCGAAAACUCAAGGGAGCGGCAGAAGUCGUCCACGGUAUCGGCGAGAACAUCCGCGGCCGGCUCAUGGACGUCGUCGACUCGAGCACGAACAGCGAGGCGGCGCAUCCAGAGGUCGAGGAAGGCGGCCACGAAAUCGAACACGGCAUGGCGCGGCUCACCGGCGGGCCCGGCGUAGAGAACCCUCGCAGGACGCGCGUGUCCGAUGAGACGAGCACGAAAUCAUCCGUGCCCUCGCUGGCGCAAGAAGGAAACGUCCUCGGGCCCGCGAGCGGAGUGCCCACUGGCUUGAAAGCGGGGCCGCAAUAUAGCUCGCCAGGUGCAGCCGACGACAGCGCGGCGCCCGUCCAGGGAGGCCGCAACGACCGCGACUUCCAUCCCGGAUCCGCAGACCGGGCGCAGGAGGGCGGCGGCCCCGCGCCCGAUCGCAACGCGCUAUCGCGAAGCCCCCAGCGGCUCGCCUGA